AUGGCGGUGGUUUACAGUCAUCGCAGAUCAGCUCGUCGUAUAGAAGAAGUGAAGAGAAGAGCUCGACCAGAACUGAAUAGUUUUGGUUGGGAUACACUCGGCCUCGCUAGUAAAUUUGCCCUUCCGGAUGUCCAAGACAACAUUGUAAGGGUUGAUGGCUCGAAACUAUCAUUGGAGGAGUUUCGCGAGAAAUAUGAACAACCUCGAAUUCCUUGCAUAUUUACUGGCCUCACCGACGGUUGGCAAGCGCAUGAGAAAUGGACUGUUUCGAGAAUUGCUAGAAAAUACCGCAAUCAACGUUUCAAGUGUGGGGAAGACGACGACGGUUACUCAGUAAAGCUGAAAAUGAAGUAUUACGCAGAUUACAUGGCCAACACUAAGGAUGAUAGUCCUCUCUACAUUUUCGACAGUGGAUUUGGAGAUCGACAUAAGACGAAUAAAUUGCUUUCGGACUUUGCUGUGCCUCACUUGUUCAAGGACGAUUUGUUUUGCUACGCCGAUUACAAAAAGCGUCCUCCUCACCGAUGGGUUUUAAUACCCCCGGAUGCUCCUCGAUCUCUCGUCAAACCUUACCAGUCGGAAAAAGGCAAACAUCCAGAUGAAGCCAUAACCUGGUUCUCAACUGUUUACAAACGUGUUCACUCGUCAACAUGGCCUAAGGAGUAUCCCGUCAUAGAGGCGCGACAGGGUCCUGGAGACACAAUGUUCGUACCAUCAGGCUGGUGGCACGUAGUUAUCAACGAGGAUGAAACUAUAGCGAUUACACAAAACUUCUGCUCAGUCAUCAAUUUGCCGCAGGUCUGGCCUAAAACGGUGAAAGGACGCCCAAAACUCAGCAAACAUUGGUUCAAGAGGCUAAACAAAGAACGUCCUGAACUAAUUUCCAUUAUGGAACAGUCAUUGGAAGCUCCUGUCGAAGGGGAAUCGAGCAGCGAUUCUUCCUCAAGUAGCUCUAGCAGUGACGAUGACACCAGUAGUGAAGACGAUUGCAAUGCAGUGAAUCCAUGCAUUCCUGGUACAAGAAAAAGCUCAAUUGAACUUAAUCUUUUUGUUGUUACCUUGGCUGCAUAUCUGAGCUGA
This is a messenger RNA of Necator americanus (New World hookworm), 1080 nucleotides long. RefSeq lists its product as uncharacterized. Gene Ontology annotation, cellular component: nucleus; cytoplasm. The coding region runs from base 1 to 1080 and encodes 359 amino acids. The transcript has 9 exons. The record is from RefSeq and is a predicted model, not a curated record. Lineage: Eukaryota; Metazoa; Nematoda; Chromadorea; Rhabditida; Ancylostomatidae. Gene Ontology annotation, biological process: phagocytosis. Gene Ontology annotation, molecular function: P-TEFb complex binding; histone H4R3 demethylase activity.